AGGCUGGGUGCCGGAAGCGGCAAUAGUUAGUGUAUGUAUGUGUAUAAUGAUAAUUGUCUACACCUUCACUUUUGUGCUUUAUAUUUCUUAGCCGUACUUUUCGACCUAAGGACUGAAACAAAUUUGUCAUAUCUUUCGUUCAUUUGGACUUAUUCUUCUCUGUAGAACAGUCAUUGCCAGUGUUAACUUUUAAGAAGAAAAUGAGCCUCUGUACGACACUAUCGUUUUGCCUUACCUUGGUAUGUUUGGGACAGUCCCUACAAUUUAGCUGCUCUUCCGAGCCAAAAUGCACAUGUUAUUACGAAAGAGGGAUGCUGAGCGUCAAUUGCAGCUCGCUUAACCUGACUCACCCACCGAAUUUUCAACAAAAUGUUAGAUGCAUCUAUCUAAACAACAACCGUCUUACGGAAAUACCUACCGACAUGCCACAGGAGAUUGUGCGGCUAGAUAUAAGUGAAAAUAACAUCCGAAAUCCCCAAAAGGCUGUUCUGUCAAGAUACAGACAUUUGGAAUGGUUAAAUGUUGAACGUAAUUGUUUAUGGCAAAAAUACAAGGAAUGGCCAUCACGCUUUUUCGAGAACCUGACAAAACUUGAUACUCUUCUCAUGAAGGAUAAUUGUUCAAAAAUAUCUUAUGAUACGAUCAAGGAGAUGAAGUACUCUAAAAAAUGCUUUUAUGGACUUUCUUCAUUACGGCAUAUCGAGCUGAAUGGAUUAGGUGGCCAUAACUUUGAGGAAGCAUUUGAAGCAAGUAAUUCCAUUGAAGUUCUUGUAUUUUCGGUAACUGGUGGUUAUUGUGCUCUGAAUAGUAUCGAGAGCCAUACAAUUAAAGUUUUCCAACGUUUGAAACAUCUAACUUUAUUUAACUGUAAUAUCAAGCACAUACAGAAAGGAGCUUUUGCACACUUAAAUGAUCUCGUAUCUCUGGAUAUUUCAGAAAACCCAGAGCUUACGCUAUCUGUUUUAAGCAAUAUUACUUAUGACCUGCAGUAUUCAAAAAUCCAGACUUUGUUCGCAGAUAGUCUUCAUUGUAAACUCGGACUUUCUCUGCUACUAGGAAUAAGCCAUAUAAAAUAUCUUAGAAAUACGUCUCUGAAAGAGUUGUCACUGGCAAAGAACAGAAUAGGCAUCAUUGAGCAUCGACUUCCGGAAUACCUUCCCAAGUCAUUGAAAUAUAUAAAUAUUGGUGAUAACCCGCUUUUAUUCGGGUCCUAUGUUUACGAAGGUGUCUUUCUUUCAAAUCUAGAAAGGUUAAGCAUUGACCAUACUGAAAGGGCUACACAUUUUAGAACAGAUUGUAAUUAUAACUCUAACAGUUGUGACAAGGUAAGAGAUCUAAAUGUCAAUGAAACAUUAAAUGAAGGCUCAAAACCAUUGUUUUAUCCAUCAUGGUUUCAACAAUUACCCCCAAAGCUAAAGUAUCUUAGCCUGGCUAAUCAGAAAAUAUACCUUCCUUUCUUGAAGAACAUUGGAUUUAGAUCAAAGAACUCGUUAACACAUCUGCAUUUUCAAGGAAAUCUGUUAUAUAAUAUACAGGAAUUUAGUGGUCUCCAACACCUAAAGCACCUUGAUCUGUCAAAUAAUUUUUGCUUCAACAUUAGCAGAGAGUCAUUUCGAGAUAUAACCGGCUUGUUGUUUCUGAAUUUAUCCAAAAAUUUGUUAGGAAAGGAAUUACAGCGUCAACAUAAAGAACAUGUAUUUGACCAACUCCAUAAUUUAAAGAUACUGGAUUUGUCAUAUAACUGGAUAACUCUUUUGCAAAAAGAUUUUUUUGCCUCGGUGUCAAACAUAGAACACCUCAACUUGAGUAAUAAUGAAUUAGAGAGCGUCACCUUUGACUUGUCAGCUGCAUUAAAAUUGCAGAGCAUAGAUUUGUCUUCAAAUAAAAUUGUAAUGUUGGACUCAAAAUCGAUGGACUUUUUAGAUGCUUCUAGGGAGAAACAACUCUCUAUCCAGAUGUCAAACAACCCAUUACAGUGUACGUGCCGAAGCAUUGAGUUCCUAAAAUGGAUGAAGGCAUCGUCAAACAAAAACUUCGUUGACCGAGAAAAAUACACAUGCGUAUUCACAGACGGAAAAAAAAUUGAAAUGCGCAAUUUGGCACAUAUAAUUUUGUCUUUAGAACUUCAAUGUGCGUCAUUUACAACAACAAUAGUGAUAGUAACCAUUAUUUUACUGGUCACAAUUAUUCUUGUAUCCAUUGCGAUAAUGUAUAGGUAUAGAUGGAAAUUGCGAUAUUUGUAUUACGCUGGUAAGAGAAGUUAUAGAGGAUAUUCAAGUAUCUUAGAUACAGGGAGAGGGUAUCAAUUUGAUGCUUUCAUUUCGUACGCUGAAAGUGAAAGAGGAGAGUUUAUACCAAACCUUUUGAAGCUAGAAAAGGAAAACAAUUUCAAAUUCUGUAUACACAGUCGUGACUUCAUAAUUGGUGUUGAUAUAGCAGAAAACAUAACUAAUGCAAUUCACAAUAGCAAGCGUACUGUCUGUUUUCUGAGUAAAGCUUUUUUGGAAUCUGAAUUUUGCAUAUAUGAGGCCCAGAUGGCUCGAAUGGAAAGUAUUUACAGAGGAGGAGAAACAACAUUAUUUGUUGUUCUUGUGGACAAAGAUCUUGGAGCUGUCUUGCCGCAAUUUCUAAAAGACGUAAUGAAAGAACAGACAUAUCUUGAAUAUGAUCAAAAUAUUUCAGAGGAGUUCUGGAAUGCUAUGACUCAGGCACUGAAAGAAAUGUAAUGCAAAGUCAAGUAGGAAUGAUCAGGCUUUAUAAAAUUUGAAUGUGAAAAAUAUGAGACCAGCAGCCAUCUGAUGAAAGAAAAGUAUAUAUGCGUUCAAAUACAUUAAAGUUUCUAGAGCGAGGAAAAUAAAUCAUUUUUCAAGUUUUUUUUUCCUUUUUUCGUCGAUUGUUCUUUCUUUGGAGAAUAUACUAUAUCAAUGUUACUCUGUAAUUCUGAAUAUCAUUGUAAGUCUAUAUCUUCUUUGUGCUACAUGAACAAUAUUAACUGUUUUGAGCUUGGAAAACUUUAAAUUUUUAGUAGAAAUAAAACUUGUUAUAAAGAAAUACGUUCCAGCAA
This is a messenger RNA of Saccostrea cuccullata (small rock oyster), 3064 nucleotides long. Its product is annotated as toll-like receptor 4. The record is from RefSeq and is a predicted model, not a curated record. The transcript has a single exon. Lineage: Eukaryota; Metazoa; Mollusca; Bivalvia; Ostreida; Ostreidae. Gene Ontology annotation, cellular component: plasma membrane. Gene Ontology annotation, molecular function: protein binding; transmembrane signaling receptor activity. Bases 201 to 2726 code for a protein of 841 amino acids. Gene Ontology annotation, biological process: inflammatory response; toll-like receptor signaling pathway; immune response.